Molecule: messenger RNA, 6276 nt
Organism: Leishmania braziliensis MHOM/BR/75/M2904
Lineage: Eukaryota; Euglenozoa; Kinetoplastea; Trypanosomatida; Trypanosomatidae
Exons: 1
Coding region: 1-6276 (2091 amino acids)
Molecular function (GO): protein binding
Source: RefSeq, a predicted model, not a curated record
AUGCACCGCGGCGGCUCGCUGUGUCGACUUCUGUCUUUCGCCCCCUCCCCUUCUCCAUUUCCUUCCGCACACUCCGCCCUCUCUGUACAGAAUCAUGCGCUGUGUUACCGCCUCUUGGGACGCCGCUGCGCGGUGUCGUCUGUCGCCUUCUCCGUCUCCACCACCCGAAAGGCAUCAACUGCGACACGCAGACCUGCUGUGCCACAGAGGUCGCACGGCCCCUCGCAGACGCUGCUAGCGUCUGACGAGCUUCUUGAUAGCACCAGUAAGCUCUCGGCAGUCAGUUGCCCUUGCGUGCUAUGGGCAGCGAUGCAGGAGCUGCCGCGACUUGCUCCUGGUGCAGCGGCGGUGCUGGCGCGGCGCACGCGCGAGAGCGUUCUUCGGCAGGACCAAUGCGCCACCGAUCUUCUCUACUUCAUGGGUACCGAGUGGCGCGCGAGGCAGCGCCGCUUCUCGGCAAACGGCGCGCCGUCUCCAAUAUCGUCGCCGCAGUCCCCAAAGAGAGACAGCAGGCACGACGGCUUGGGCUCCGUGGCGGGGCCUCCGCCGCGCUGUGAUCACUUUGACGGGCGCCGCAUUGCUCCCUCGAUGUCCUGGUCAGACCUUGACAUGCGCUUAGCCACGCCCUCCACAUCACGCCUACCUCGCGAGUUUCAGACAUUUUCACGCGAGGGCGACUCUACGAACAGCUGGCAUGCAUCGGUAGGCGAGCACAUCGAUGGCGAGGUUAACCACUACCGCAGCGCUACACCAUCCUUGUUCCGUCAGCAGCAGGAGCUAUUUGAUCUGCGUCGUCGCAUUGCAUACUUACUCGCCAGCGAAGGCACCAGCGCAGGGGACUUAGCGGAACAAGGGGUGCCACCGCUACGUAGCGCUGGCUGUCGUGCAGCCCUAGCUCUGUCGCUGACGCGCAGAAUCUUCAAGGCGUGCGCUGCUAGUGCUUGCUUCGCAGGGGCAGCGAGCAGCGCGGAGGAGAUCGUCACGGCGGUAACCCACGAUGAUGUGCGAUGCCGAUCGAGGUUUGCGAGGGGUUAUUGUGUACAGCGUGGCGGCGCAGACUCCGCGUCAAGUGCCACCGACGAGCUCUCGCUUUCCCUCCUGCGACUUCUGCAGCCUGAUGAGCAAAUCCGCUGUCCUUACAUGUACCGCAGCGUAGCGCAGCCCGUGGAGCUUACGCCAGCGGAGGCGUACUCACUGCUCACGUGGUGUGCCGAUCAGGUGCGCGCGUACGCGAGUGUAGUAGCCGCGGCCGCUAACCGAAAGGACCACUCCAACGUCCGCAGUGCCGUCUUUGAUUCUGGCGUGACGGCUGCAUUAACACCGCGCCGUGCCGAUGCGACUGAUCAAGGAGCGCCAGUGUGCAACGUCUCGUCUGCGGCGGUGUUCAGCAGCAACGGCAAACAGGAUGGAGGCGGAGGAAAAGAAAAGGGGAAGGGUUGUCAGAGGGCAACGUUACGCAAGACGGCCAGCAGAGGGCUGCCGCGCUGCUCGGCCUCUGCCACUCACCCACCAUCGACGCUUUCGAUGGCGAGGCACCUACCACGCGAUAGGAUCAGCAGAGCCGCAGAUGGAAACGACAGCACUUCGCCUUCGUCUCUUGGUUACCUAGAGAGCGAGCUGGCGGCAGAGGUGGUGUCUAGUGCUACGGCGCUUAUGGAGCUCGCUGCCGCGUUUGCUUGCAUGGCGGCCGAGUCAGCUUUGCCCAUGGCGGACAUAUUUGCAAGUCAUUCUCAUGAGGAGGUUGUCCAGCAGGCGCCCUUGCCAACAACCGCGAAGCACCACGGCGCAGACGACUUCUGUGAUGGGGACGGCGCUGUCUCAGGUGGCGAGGCGCUGGUGGGUCGUGUCAUGGGCGACGUGGUCUUGGCCGUCUGCGAUACGCUUCACACAGUGCGCGUUUCUGGGCUUCUGGGGGCGUACGUGGAAAGCCACAUUGGAGGCGUCAACACCCACUCUGGCCAUGAUACAAGCUCAGGCCAUGUGGGGCAAGCGCUAGACCAUAAAGCCACACAAGACCAGCAGAUGCGGCAGCUUCGUAGCCUCCAUCACCGUCUGUCCUUCUCACAGCCUGUUCUCCAGUCGGUGCUCUGCUGUGAACGCGAGUCCUGGUCACAGGCGGUGCGGCUGACAGAGCGCAUGACAGCUUGGAAUGCCAUCCUCGGUGAGUCGCUGGGCAUGGUCACGCUUGUCGUCACCUCCUCGUCGAUGCCCUCCCAACUGGAGGCUCCGUUUCCCUCCCCUUCGGUGGCGAUGGGUUCUGACUGCGCAACUUCAUGGGGUGCGGCUUUUCCGGCACAAGCGGCGAGCCUGCGCAGCUUGAGCACCGACACUCUCCACAUGCUUCUCUACGUCUUAGCGCAGCACGGGCGCCUUGCGGAGGUGCUGCGCCUGUGCGAGGUUGUUUGUGGUGUGCGCGCCUUUCACCUUUUUCGCGACUCUUCGUCCACCGACGAGCACGAUGGUGCAGACAACAUCCUCGUAUUGAUGGCGCACCUGGCAGCCGCAAACGCGGAGCCGGACGCUGCGGCAGCGGCGCUUCAGCAGGCGAGCUCUUCGCCGGCUGUCGACGAGAGCCCAUCUGCCGCUAUCGACCCCGCCUCCUCCGCCUCGAUUGGGAAUUGUGACUCGAAGACGCCGCUGAGCGUUGUCGUACCGGAUCGGAUGCGCUCCAUUGAGCGUGUCGUACGCGCUGGAGUAGUGCCGCAGCGGGUACUGAGCGUGACAGAGUAUGCUGUGUUGCUGCGCCGCGUGAUAGUUGACCACAUCCGCGCUGACUCAGCGUUCCAUGCCGCUGCUGCUGUCACAACAAUGCACAGCGCCAGCGCUGGCAACGAUGUCGUAUGGUGGUUGUCUCCUUCACAGGUCUGGCGCUUCAGCGCAGGCCUGGCGCAUCACGUGCGCAGCGUGCUGUGCCUGAUCAGCUUUCAGGUGAAUGCGCACCACGGGCGGACAGAUAUGCUGAGCCUAGAGGAUCUCUACGUGGUGCUCACUCUCUCCCGGCAGCUCGUGCGCAGGCACGAUGUCGAGCUGCUUCAGCUGCGAGACAGACAGAUGAAGCCAGUGGACAACAAUGACGGCGGUGAGGGAGAUACAGGCGGCGAUCUGUCGGCUUACCGGCGCAGGCAGUUGGCGGGCUGGGGCGUUGUGUUGGAUAGCCCUCCAUCAACUCCGCUCAAACUUCCGUCAUCCUUGUGUGAAUUGCCGUCGCUGUUGCCACCGCUGCUCACCAUCCCAGGCUCCAGUGCUGAGACGUGCACGGCGAGUGGUGGCUGGUCAAGCGUGGAGGCUCAUGCGCCGGGUAAGGCACCGUGGCAAUGCGAUCAAGCGAUACUCCUACAUUUGUUGCCGGCACGGCGGCGCGCAGGGAGUCCUGCCAGUACGCAGUACAUCCAGCAGCUGUGCGCCACUUGCCACUCUGCUCUUCGCCGCGUGCGGCCGCUAUCUUCCUCAGUGUACACUGAGAACGGCUUUGCCGCGCAGCAGGUCACAGCGACAGCGCAACUGUCGCCUCGAGUGGAGAGGGUCAACCAUAGCAUGGUGUCCAGCACGGUCGCCGUCAGUGCCGUGCUCUUGUCUCUUGUGUCACAGGGGACGCUCUCGAUGCUGCGGGCCGCUCGCUACACACGCAACAUUGCGCUCUUCUGGGACUCCGCGCUCAGCGUGUUGGCCAUGCAGCAGCUGCACGGGCAGGACAUUGGCGCGCGUUCUGCUGACGCCCUCCACGGAGGCGGCGGGCUCUCUGAACGCAGUGCGCCCACUUCAUCAGCCACCAGAAGAGUUGGAGGCCUGGUGCUGCAGGAGGAGGCCGAUUGCGUGCGGGAGGAGGUGGCGUACGCUCUCGCCCUCCAGGCGGAAGCUUCGGUGGGGGACAGUCUCGUCGCCACCCGCCGACUCAUCGCGCCGCUGCUUGCACUGGCCCCGUACCUCUCCGCGUACACUGUUGCCUCGCUCGUGCAGCGGCCAUUCCGUCGCAUCUUUACCUGGCAGCAAUGCCUGGCGCUCCUGCCAUACACCCCCUUAGGUUCGCGAAGCCAGUUGUGGUUGGUUCAGCGCAUCGCCCAGGACAGCGAGGGGCGGCGUCAUGUCUUUCCAGGCGCUGUCACUGUACCGGCGGGCGGUCUGCCCCCUGCGCCCGCGCCACACACGUCUUUGACACUUUUCACCUUAUUAUCCAUCACGGCAGUUCAGACAGCAAUGAAGAUGGUGACCGUUCGGGCAGCACCUCGGCGACAUCAGCAGCACCGCCAGCCCAGCCCAGGAAAAGUAGGCACGAGCACGACACCAGGCGAUACCAAGACGGCUCUUCUGCGCAGCUCUGCAGCUCCUUCGUCUGAGGAAGAGGCGUCAGCGUCAAUGUGUGCCGAGGCAGCGGCACAAGCAGAUUACGUUCUUCUCGCUCUGCUUCUCGAGUGCCACUGGGGCCGUGCAUUGCAGGCAUUUGCGAAGGCGCCGUCUCGCGUGCAGGUGGGCGGUGCACCGCAUGUGGUACGUCUUCUGGUAGAGGCGGAUGUGUGGCGCGACUUGAGUGAUGCGCAGCGGCGACCGCUCGUGCGCCUAGCCGUGCAGAGUUCUGCAUAUUCUCGUGGGGGCGCGUCGGGUCUUCUGGAGGAGGUGCUGCAGACGACGCUUGAGCAUGGGCUGUGGCACACAGGUCUUUACUUUCACCAGAGCUUCGCGGCGGAGGAGCCAGAGCUGGUGCGACAGUGCCGGUGCGCCCAGCGCUACGCUUUCCAUCUGUGUUGUGGCCUGCUAGGGCGGACGUCGAUGACCAAGAUGGCUGCUCAGAUGGCGAAGGCAGCGCGGUGCAGCCAGUGGGCUGCGGCAGCUGCGUGCUUCCUGCGUUACGCAACACAGCAGCGAGGCGGCACUACAGUCGCUGACACCUCACUGACUUCAGCGCUCUCCCCAGAUGGCUCGCCUGGACAUGCAGAGUUGGGUGAAACUUCUGCCCUCACUGCGACUCCCGCUCGUGCGGCUGGCGAGGAGACGGCUCCACCAUGCCUCACCUGCAAAAUGGCAGUACCUCCCACCACUGCCGACGAGCUCGAGUCGCUCGCUGCGCUCCUCGAUGCAGCCGCAUCGUCGCCACCGUUCACCCUGAUCUUCAGCGACGAAAGUGCUUUGAUUCCGCCCGAGUUGGCGCACUUGGUGCAGACGGCACGGUACGCCAUGCUGCACACCGAUGCACUGUGGACACAUGCGCUUCGAUGGCUCCCCACGACAGCACUGCCACUGCCCUUCAGUCACGAGCAAGUGUGGCGCAACUUGUGUGCAAACAACAUGGCAAAGCUUCGGGCGUUGUUGCCGCCACCGAAGCAACAUGAGGUCCGUGUUGAGAGGGGUGUAUUAGCACAACUGGCUACGGCAACGCAGACCAAAGACGGCCCCGUGGCGCUGGUGGUGUCCACCACGGAGGCAACACUGUCGCUCGUCGAGGCCGCGCGCCGCUCUCACCGCCCGCAGCACGCCAAUGACACUGCAAAGAAGCAGCAGAUUGCCGUGGCAAAUGCGCUGCAGGUGCUGCGCCGCGCCGGCGCCUGGGAGCAGGCCACGUUGCUCUACGACAAGGCAGUCGAGUUGCACUGCAUGCCGUACGCCUCCUCAUCGACUGUCCUCGACGCAACUCUGCAGGGAGGUGCUCCGUGGCAGGUGACGCUCAUGUACUUCUUCCGCAUGUCGCAGCGGCAGCGUCCCGACGUGAAUGCGGCGGCGGUGGCAUUGCAGGCCUGCAUGGAAGGCGGGCAGUGGGAAACGGCGUUUCGUGUGCUGCAACAGAGCGCUUUGACGCAGGCAGCCCCGGCCCCUCGACUGGUGAGUUUGGCCGUGAGUACAGCGCUGCAGUGUGGUGUCUGGAGUCGCGCCUUGGCGGCAGCUCACCGAUACCGGCGCACCCACAACUCACAACUUGCACACACGGUACUGCUCACAUACGUGCGCACCCAGCACUGGAACGACGCUGCUGAGUACUUCUACGAUUGCAUUCGCCGUGGAUUGCGCCCGCUGGACGCGUCAUUGGAACUGGCCAUCAUCGCGAGCGAGGCCGCCAGCGAUGAGUACCGCAAGACGGCGCUCAUGGUGGGGGCGAUCGCGUCCGCGCUGGAGGACCUCUACCGCAUGAGCGGCACCGUAUUGGAGCAUAUCAUAUUCGUACGGCGACACGCACGAAGCGGCGCCGCCCAGUGUCAGGCAGCGCCGGGCUCGUCGUGCAGCGCGUCGGAGUGGGUUCUCGACGACGCUACAGACAUCAAUGACGACAGCGACUUUCUUCUUUCAUAG